Molecule: messenger RNA, 339 nt
Organism: Prunus armeniaca (apricot)
Lineage: Eukaryota; Viridiplantae; Streptophyta; Magnoliopsida; Rosales; Rosaceae
Source: the annotation of a GenBank genome assembly
AUGGCGUCGAGAAGUAACGGAGUUGUGUUCGAAGAUUUCUUCCCAACAAUGGUGGAGAGGUUAGGCACAGAAGGGUUCAUGAAGGAGUUGAGCAAUGGGUUCAGCUUGUUAAUGGAUGGGGAGAAAGGUGUCAUCACAUUCGAGAGCUUGAAGAGGAACUCUGCAUUGCUGGGUUUGCAGGGGAUGAGUGAUGAAGACUUAAGGUGCAUGCUGAGGGAAGGCGAUUUGGAUGGGGAUGGGUGCUUGAAUGAGAUGGAGUUUUCUACUCUUAUGUUUAGGUUAAGUCCCGAGUUGAUGCAGAAUUCUAAAGAAUUGUUGGAGGAAGCUCUAACAUUUUAA